GAAACUAAGGAUAUGAAAAUUUUAUUGUGAAAAUUUCACAUUUUAAAUGAAACUUCCAAAUAGAAAAGACUGAAACAGACCAAAUUAGUAACUCCAAUAAGAAAAAGGAAAUAACUGCAAUAAAACCAGAAGUGAUAAAAUAAGUGAGGAGCCUUUCAAGGACAAAGAAAUUAGAAAAAAUUUAAUUAAAAUUAAUACAAAAGAAUUUGGAUUAAAGUCAUGCAGCAUCCUGUGGAAUCGGCCUAUAUGACGGAAGUACCCUUCCAACCAUUGUGGGCACAAGAAGCAGCUCCGCCUCCGCCCAUGGUACCCUAUCAGGAUUUGAUAACAGGAUUUCCUUGCAGUGAUUUAGCUCUCUGGCAGCGGUCACAGGUGGGUUCCUUGGUAACACCACGCAACAAUGGCAAUUCACGCCAUGGCACCACUAAUGGCUCAUCUUCGACAAAUCCCAAUCCUCCCAAGAAAACUCGCCGCCGCACUGCCUCAAUGGCUCAGCGGAGAGCUGCCAAUAUUCGAGAACGCCGACGAAUGUUCAAUUUGAAUGAGGCUUUCGACAAAUUACGACGUAAAGUUCCCACUUUUGCUUAUGAGAAACGUCUUUCACGUAUCGAAACCUUGCGGCUAGCCAUUACUUACAUUGGAUUUAUGACUGAACUUUUGACGGGUACUCCCAUGAAUUCCCACAAAUCGCGAGUGACUGAUAUCUAUGGAGGAAUGAAUGGCCAUGCUCAUCAUCAUCCGGGAGCCAUGGCCCAUCACUUGCAUCCAGCGGCAUUUCAAAGAGAUUUUGUUUCACCCUAUGGCCAUAGUUUGGCUUAAAUUUGAUAGGCUUAAAAUUGUCAUGUUUUAAAGUUAUUUGUUGAUUAAUGAGUAAAUUUUUUUAAAAAGUAUUAAAAAUUAUUAUGAUUUUAUUUUCCA
Stomoxys calcitrans (stable fly) is the source of this 918-nucleotide messenger RNA. RefSeq names its product protein Fer3 (gene Fer3). Gene Ontology annotation, molecular function: RNA polymerase II transcription regulatory region sequence-specific DNA binding; DNA-binding transcription factor activity, RNA polymerase II-specific; protein dimerization activity. NCBI's taxonomy places the organism in Eukaryota, Metazoa, Arthropoda, Insecta, Diptera, Muscidae. Bases 220 to 819 code for a protein of 199 amino acids. The transcript has 2 exons. Gene Ontology annotation, biological process: regulation of transcription by RNA polymerase II; developmental process. The record is from RefSeq and is a predicted model, not a curated record.